CGCGCCGUCGGAGCCGCCAUGGAGCUGGCGGGGGACCGGUACCUGGGGGGCGUCAUGCGCGGCAGGAUGGAAGGGUUCGGCCGCUACACGCUGCCGUCGGGCGCCGAGUACCGGGGCUCGCUGUGGGACGGGAUGUUCCACGGCAAGGGCGAGCUGCAGCGGCCCAGGGGCGGCGGGCAGCGGGCGCUCUGGAUCCGCGGGGUGCCCACGCAGGGGAAAUACACUUUUGCAGAUGGUCUCGAAUAUGACGAGGAAAAAUGGCGUUACUGCGAUGGCUACGACAGAAGAUUUUAUACAGAAAUCUGUUCUGGUUUUAAACCACCAGGCAUUCCUCAACUUACAAAUCUGGAUCCUCCCAAAAUAAUCCCAGAAGGUUGUUAUGACUGUGGGGAUGGAUUCUAUAACCCCAAAACCAGAGUAGUUGUUGACUACAAACGCAAGUUUCUGAGAAAUACAGACAAUGAUGAGCAUGAAUGGAUCCUUCGGACCUGCCGGAAAGCCUGGGAUAUAACAACUGAGGACGAACCCAAACCAUCAAACAGUUUUUCCUAGACAAUAUUCCAGCAAAGCAGGAGAUGAAUGCAAAUGACCUGAGAUAAGGUUUGGUUCAGUGGCAACAGUCAGUGUGAAAUAUGUUGUGAAACAAUGUAUUGAAUAAAUUAGAAGAUUUCUUACA
Molecule: messenger RNA, 676 nt
Organism: Poecile atricapillus (Black-capped chickadee)
Lineage: Eukaryota; Metazoa; Chordata; Aves; Passeriformes; Paridae
Gene: MORN5
Product: MORN repeat containing 5
Exons: 6
Coding region: 19-552 (177 amino acids)
Source: RefSeq, a predicted model, not a curated record